This is a messenger RNA of Rhagoletis pomonella (apple maggot), 3140 nucleotides long. RefSeq names its product hyaluronan mediated motility receptor (gene salto). Gene Ontology annotation, cellular component: condensin complex; condensed chromosome; chromatin. Gene Ontology annotation, biological process: mitotic chromosome condensation. Gene Ontology annotation, molecular function: chromatin binding. The coding region runs from base 230 to 2857 and encodes 875 amino acids. The transcript has 13 exons. Lineage: Eukaryota; Metazoa; Arthropoda; Insecta; Diptera; Tephritidae. The record is from RefSeq and is a predicted model, not a curated record.
GAAUUAAGGAAUUUUUUUUUUAUAUGUUGUUAAUUUAAAAGUUAAAGCAUUCCUUUGAGUAAAAUUCAACUGAAUGUCAGUGAAAAAUUUUUAUUAUAUUUUUUUACAAUACAAAAAAUUUUUUCUCGCAUAGCGUAUAUUUUAAAUUAAUUUCUUCUUAAGGCCAAAUUGGAAGCGAAACUUAGUUUAAAACAAAACAAAUUUCAAUACCAAAAAAAAUUUUGCAGAAAUGGAUGUUUCGCCAAGCAGAAAUAGUGCAGGCAGUGACGGCAAACUCGUAUCAAACUCAUUACCGCCUGGUCGUAAGGAUCUAUCCAAAUCCAUACCUAAAUUAACUGGUGAACUAAUUUUCAAGCAAAAGAACGAGUCCACGAAACCGCCACCAGCAACGGAGGUUAUAGCAGUCGAGGGUUCCGCCAAUGUUACCAGCAGCAGCAAUACCAUAACUCUCGAACCCACACCCGUUCCCACGCUCACCAGCGCUACCGAAAGCAAACCGCACUUAGCUAGAUCAAAAACUUUGGCGUCUGCGCAAAAUACCGUAUACACGAAAAUACCCAUGAAGCGCGCGACCGGUACCAGUGCAACCACAAAGACCGUAAUUACGCCCCGAUACAAUCAACGUCAACAAAUGCGUUCUGCCUCUAAGAUCAGUUUGACCAUCAAAGAGUUGGGUGGCGGUGGCACGAAAGUAGACUCCAAUGUUUCCAAAUUGAGUUUUAAGGCGAAUACCUCAACGAAUCUGAAGCCGCCUUCACACUUGAAAGCGCAAACCACGCGCGGCAAUGUAGGCGCUAGAAUUUCGAAGAGGAGCGGUAGGAGCAUGACGCAUUCAAUACAACCGAAGUACGUUUGUUCACAGUUUCUUCUUUAUCCCCCACUCUUAGGCAGCACCAUUUCCUGCCACAGUAACAGUGAAAUUCGAAAAGGUGACGAACCGCUACAGCAGCUCACCAAAAUUAGCUCAUCUGCCGGCGAUCACGAAAGCAGUGGUAGUGGACAAAUACUGAGCGCGCGCGAACGCGUUGCUGAGAAUAAUAAACUCAAGGUAUUCGAGGGCCUACAGCGCAAGUUACAAGACAUGCAAACAGAUUUUAUGCUGAAGUUCGAGACGCUCAAGUUGACAUCGCCCGAUAAAUUGAAGGCAGAUUAUAAAUUCAUAACAAUGGUUAAGAAUGAUGAAUACAAGUUAUUGCUGAAGGAGGAUCACAUGUUGAAGAUGCCAAAGAAGUUGCCGGCGGACUCUGUGAACGAUUUCAAAGAAAAAGUACGCGCCGCAGUGAAUGGUUGCCUUAUGUGCCUGAUGGAUAACCUAAAGGAGCUGCAAUCGGCGAAGGGUGAAGGGGCAGAGCGUACGCUGAAUUUGGAAGAAACGCAUAAUAAGUUGGAAAACGAUCAGUGUAAAAAAUUGCAUGAUCUUUUUGAGUGCGUGAAUUCGUUAGCCAAUGCCAGGGAUACCGAGAUGGAUGCGCAGAUUGUUAGAAUGCAGAAGGAAAUACAGGAGGGCAGAAAAGCUCUACAACUGUCCGAGAAGCGUUUAGCCGAAAUAAAAGCUGUACACACGGAGGAAUUAGAAGCUUUGCAGAAAGAGUUAAAGGAAAAGACUGAUGCCGAUGUAGCGAAGCGGGAAACGCAAAUUGCUGAGUUGAAUCGAAAGCUGCGCAGUUUAGAGAAACAACAUGACAAAUUGAAAACCACAUUACAACAGAAUACUGAAGAGUGUACCCACGAACAUACCGAGAAGGCGAAACUUUUGGAUGAACUUAAAAGCUGUAAGGAAAGUAUUCAGGCUCUCAAUAAGAAAUUAACACACGCUGAAAGCCAAUUGAAUCACGAAAAGAAAGAUAAGCACGAUAAAAACGAAAUCAUACAAAAACUGGAAGUCGACCUUGAUAAGGCCAAGAGGGAAAUAGAAGAAGCACUGCAAGCGAAACCACAACCUGAGCAACCGCAUCAUGAAAAGGAACUCAAAAAGGAGAUACAUAAAUUAAAAGGAAAAAUAGAGACAUUGGAAAAAGAGAAGCAAGAAUUUGUAGAACAGGAGUUGAUGCUGCAGGAGAAAGUUACUGCUAUGGAUAAGUUACGGAAUAAGAUCGCUGAACUGGAGGAACGUAAUCGAGAAUUAUUGGAACGCGAAAAAAUCGCAGAAGAAAAUACAGAGCUGCCCAAGGAAAACAAGGCAGAGGUAAGCUCAACGCAUAUUCCAACGAAGUUUGACAUCAAUUGUGUGCUACUUAAUAUACAGCUCCAACGACUGUUGCAAUCUGAGGCCGAAAAGCAUCGAGAAAUCGAUAAGCUCAAAACGGAACUAACCAAGGCGCUCUUCAAUAUGGAACAGCUGGAGGAACAGAUCCGUCGCGAUCAACAGCUACUCGAAGUGCGUAGCGAAUUGAUUAAUUCGCUGCAAACGAACGACAAUAGUCAACGCAUUCAUUUGGAACAAAUGUUCGUAGAGGUUGGCGAAAAGAAUAGUACCAUCAAUGAGGUAUGGUUGAACAAUGAGUUGCGUACAAAAUCUGAGGAAUUUCACAAUCUCUUCAGCACCUUAAGUAACAAGCAAAUGGAGCUGUCGCGUCAGGAGCAUAUGAUUAAGUUGUUGGAGGAGAGUAAUGAGCGUAGUCAGAUGUUGCGGGUGAAGCAGGAGGAGAAAAUUGGGCGUAUGGAAGAGGAGAUUGCGCAUUUGAAGCAAACAAUCGCCAUCUACCAACACAACGUCCUUGGCAAUGCCGGCUGCAAGAAUCUCAUCUAUCAACCUAUCGCCGGAUCGGAUGAUUACAAUGAGAACCUCUACUAUUACACCAGUGAACGGCGACGAAAACGACAGGUCGACAUCAAUGUGAAGAAAUAUGAAACCUAGAAGGGAAAAGUUUAACAACAAAAAAAUGCAUAAUUAUAAAUUAACGAACAGCAAUCGAUGUGCUCUGUCCUUUGCAGAAAGGAUAUUGUUAGAAGGAAUGUUAUUGUUGAGGGACUGUGUCAGUAUGUACUAUUUUUUGCUUUUGAGUUUUGAUAGGUGUGUAACUGUAUAACAUACAUAUAUAUUACAUUUGUGUGUAACUGUAAAUUUAUAUACUAAAUACGAGGCACUAGGAAGCCGGGCCUACUUUUGGCUCUUAAAAAUUAUUGAAUGCAUACUACAA